Spea bombifrons (plains spadefoot toad) is the source of this 1083-nucleotide messenger RNA. It is a transcript of the gene RLN1, whose product is annotated as relaxin 1. The record is from RefSeq and is a predicted model, not a curated record. Bases 288 to 878 code for a protein of 196 amino acids. Gene Ontology annotation, molecular function: hormone activity. The transcript is spliced from 2 exons. Gene Ontology annotation, cellular component: extracellular region. NCBI's taxonomy places the organism in Eukaryota, Metazoa, Chordata, Amphibia, Anura, Pelobatidae.
CCUCGCUCCGCUUAGACACCAAAAGUGCCCUAAACUCAUCAGGUGGGGAACUUCUAUACACCGUGCGGUAGUUACCGAGCAGGCGGCAUUGGCGCCUUUAUUAACACGGCUCUACAGGCUGAGGUACCGAGCGCAGCUUUUUGCCAAGGCGCGCUAUCCCAUUGCGUGUGCGCUCCGGCCAGGGACACGCUACCCCACCGGCCAGGUGUGAGGGCGGCGGCACGUGACGGCUGCGGAGACUAGAGAGCCCGCCAGUAACUCCACGCACACACCUGUCACAGGUAGAUAUGGUAUCAGUGCGCGGGCCCCUCCUGUGCGCGGCGCUGCUCCUCCUGCUGUCUCAGCUUCCCGGGGAGCUCAGAGCAGAGUACGGCGUCAAACUGUGCGGCCGGGAGUUUAUCCGGGCUGUGAUCUUCACCUGCGGAGGUUCCCGCUGGAAGAGGCUGUCGUUGGAGGCGGAGGACGGCGGCGACUGGCGGAGGGACACUCCGGGAUACAGGAGGAGGACAGGAGAUGCAGCCAUUCAGGAUUCCAGCAACAAAGAGUUAAAUCAGCUAAAGCUGCAGCCGUUUUUGGAAUCGCGUAUAGAUCACCUUGAGAAUGCAGAUUUCCCUUUAAGACAGCGCCCACUGAAAGAUACUUUGAAUAUAUACGAUGACUACAGUGAUUAUGCACCCAGCUCCGAUGACUUCAAUGCCUAUGUACGGCAGGCGGAAGAGUCUACUCGAAAGGCCCAAAGUGGAGCAGAAGUCAGUGGUGUUGUAGGAUCAGAUAGAUUCCCAUGGAUGAAUAGGAGAAGGCGAGAAGCAUCUGUCGGAGUAGCAGGCAUAUGCUGCAAAUGGGGGUGCACAAAGGCAGAGAUAAGCACCUUGUGUUAACAUGUAACCGAAGAUUUAUUUCUGCAUAAUGUACACGGACAUCAUUUAAAUAAUGCGGAUUAUUUUAUUGCAUAAUUUGUAGAGGGACAGCAUUAAGUAUUGGGUCCUUCACUAUUUGUACUUUUACUGAAUGCCUUUGUGAAGGCUUUAAGCGGCUAAUGUGGUUCAUUUAGUUUGUCAAUAAAAGUUGUUGUUUUUCUGCUGC